AUACCCAACGAAAAAAGAUGGUUCCCCGCUUAGCAUUUACUUGGUGUUGAGGGAUAUAGUUGAAAAUAAUUUUGUUUAAUUGUUUUAGAAUUUGCCAAGGAACUAUAUAAAUUAAAAAAAAAAAAAAACAUAAUGCGCAGACGAAGUGAAAGAAAAAAAUCAACUGAUGUUUCUUCGCCAGCUGUCCAAACAGCAUCACGGCGAACCAAUCGACGCCGCAAAUCACCUUCAAUAUCUGAAGAUGACCAAAGUGUUGAACCAAAAAAUAAUGAUAUCAAUGAGAAAAAUGCAUCAGAUGUUGAGGAAAAGGCAAGAGAUUCUAGCGAAGAACAAGGCGGUGGUAGCAUCUUGCGACGCAGGCGAAGUUCUCGAAGUACACGAACACCAAUCAAAGAACUUGAAGAAACAAGCCCAGUUCGGCGUCGUCGUAAUCGCAGAGAGCCAAGCCCGGAGAACAACAUUCCGGCAAUACAAGAGGAAGAGAUUUGCAAUAGCAAUGAUGUAAAUUCUGAAAAAGCGGUUGAUGAUCCCAAAGAAAGCUCAGAAGUUUCGGUAGAUUCCAAACAGCGGAACUCAAAAGAUGAAGACGGACCUGCAUCACCGGAUGGUAAUAAGAAACCGAAAGACAGUGGUGAUGAAAAGGAAGAAAAUCAAAAAUUGGAAGUGAACCAAAUAGGACAACUUAAAGAAGUUAGUCUUGUAGCUAAGACCGAUGAAUCCAAUUCAAAUGAUGAUCGUCCCAAUAGAAUUGAUGAUGAUGAAUCUCGUUCCUCUGUAAAAAGUGUGAAGGAGACCGCUUCGAUUGAAGAUCAAGACGAAAAAGACGAUCAAGACGAGGUCAAACUGUAUACCCGAGAUAAUUCUCCAAGAUCACGUAGCAACAGUAGCGAAAGGAAGGAAAUUAUGCCAAAAAGAGCCGAAUUAAAGGAAGACGAAGAAGAAACUGAAGAUGGUGAAGUUGUCGAAAAGGAAGAAACUAAUGACGUGAAGAACGAUGUCUCGCCCAAAAAGGAUCACCAUAAGUUGGAGGAGGUAAACCACAAUCAAGACGGUAAAACUAAUGAAACCUCUAAUACCACUGCAGCAGCAGAUACAGGUCGCCACAUUGUUAGCAGCAACAACUCGACAACCGUCGCAACAACCAGUACCCGCAAACGUCGCUGGAUUACUAAGAAAGCCACUGAGAGCAAAGAGCCCAUUUUGGCCAUAUCCACUGAUUCGUUGAAGACUCUGAUUGCAGACGUUCAUCCUGUGCCGUUGAGCGAUGUGCAAUUAGAGUCUUCAUCUGAUGUAGAGGAUGUGACCUCAGAGCGCGAAGAAGGCGAGCAGUCCCCUUCUCCAGAGCCGGAAAGACGCCGUAUUUCUCCAGAUAAAAUUGAAAUAUCUGUAAAGCCCCGACCCCAAAAGGAGAUCAAUCGUCAAAAUCAAUUGAUCCCCGCUAUUGGCACAGUGCCGGGCCCAAUACAACGUUUACCAAGUCCCGCACGUAAUCAGGCCAGCUGUGUUUUAUACAUCACAAAUUUGGUGCGCCCUUUUACAGUUUUGCAACUAAAAGGUCUAUUAGCGAGAACAGGCAAAAUUGUAGAAAAUGGUUUCUGGAUAGACCGUAUAAAAUCAAAGUGUUUCGUGGAAUAUGAAACUGAGGAUGAAGCUAUUGAAACACGUCAUGCUUUACAUGGUGUUCGCUGGCCUGCAUCAAAUCCCAAAUGCUUGAACGUUGAUUUCGGCAAUAAAUCUGAUAUGCUAAAAGCAAUUGAAACCACCAAAGAAGAGGUGCCUAAAUUUGGCCAAGAAACCAAUAAGGAUAAUGUUAUUGUGGGUUCGGGCUGGAACAGAGACCGCCAUGAAGAGGAAAAAAGGGGCUCUCGACCGGUGCGCGAAUGGGAUGUAGGCAAAAAAGAGAAUUUAGAUCGCGACAACAAGGGUAAUAGGGACAUGGAAAGACGUCGGGAACGUAGCAGAGAACGAGAACGGGACAACUCUAGGAACAAGGAACUCGAGCGCAACGACAGAGAUAGAAACGAUCGCGAAAGGAAUGAACGCGAUAAGGAGCGAAGAAGGCGUGAUAGAGAAAUCAGAACAAACAGUUUAUCACCAGCACGAAAGCAGAAGAAAAAAGAUGAUCCUCCACUGAGACUUUUGGAUGACCUAUUUCGUAAAACUAAGGGAACUCCAUGUAUAUAUUGGCUACCUUUGACUCCAGAACAAAUCGCUGAAAAGGAAGCACUUCGUUUAAAGAGGCUGGAAGAACAACAACAACGACUCAAACAGAGAGAACAGGAACGCGAAAAAGAACGUGAGAGGGAACGGGAACGCAGAGAUAGAGAUCGCAAUCGACGCCCGAGAUCGAGCGAUCGCAGACGUUCACGCAGUCGCGAUAGACGUCGCUAUUAAGUAGACCAGUCGGUGGUAUAUUUCUCAUUGCAGAUCAAACAUCCUUUGACAUCUUUGUUGAUGUCUUCUUUUUCCAUAUGGUCUUUAGGGUCAUAUCGUCGUCAUUAAUUGGAAAUGUGUAUUUUUUUCAAGUAUUGAGAACGUUGUUUUUUUACAACGUUCCAUACCAAGUAGAAAUUGUCCUUAUUUGAACCAACAAUGAGAUGGUUUUAUGUUUUAGAAUCAUAAGUAGCUUAAAGAAAAAUCUAUUCUGAACUCUGCAGAUACAGGUUUCGUUAAGACAUUUCAUUUAGAUAUAAAAUCAUCUUAUUGUUAGGUUUUCUUGUCUGCAAGCGUUAGGUAAUUUCCCUAGCCCAAAAAGAAUAUAUUCCUUUUUCCAAUUUCACGUUGUAUAUUACCUUCUUUUAUACAUUUAUUUCCAAAUGUGUUUUUGUUUUUAUCUCUUUUUUUGUUUUCUUUUAUUAAAAACAUUUUGAUCUUAAGAACUUUUAGCAUUCUGCAUAAAAUUUGAAUUUUGAUCUGCCACCUUAUAUAACGUACUGCUAUCAACACCCAGCCAAGUCAUGUUUGCCCUGGUAAUGACGGAUUCCCUUUUCUGCCAGACAACAAAAACAAACAAAAAAAGAAACAACAACAGGGAUAAUAAUACAGUCAACAAGAUUCUUCAUUCAACGCCAGCCAAAUUAUAAAUAGAUUUUGAAAUUCGGCAUAUAUUUUGAUUUCUUCAAAAAUCUAUAAAUAUCAUACGUACUUACAUGCACAUGUAUGCUAUGACAAAAUGCAGACUAACCUCAAAUUUUUCGCUAAUUUGAAUCGUUGCGAUAUGGUCGUGUGACAUGAAGUUGGAAAAUCCCUACAUUAACGAUCAAAACUCACACGUAUCCUCGCCAUUAAGGAAAACAACAAGCAUUAAAUUCCAAUUACAUACAAAUCAAUAGAAUAUUGCAAUACAUAAAUGUUGUAACACCCACUUAUUUAAACAAUAAAAAAUACUACAUACAAUUA
Molecule: messenger RNA, 3399 nt
Organism: Stomoxys calcitrans (stable fly)
Lineage: Eukaryota; Metazoa; Arthropoda; Insecta; Diptera; Muscidae
Gene: Acn
Product: apoptotic chromatin condensation inducer in the nucleus
Exons: 5
Coding region: 133-2394 (753 amino acids)
Molecular function (GO): RNA binding
Source: RefSeq, a predicted model, not a curated record